AUCUGUGCAAUUCAUUCCUAAACACUACGACACAAACCUUGAGUUGAGCAUAAUUGGGGUCAGACAAUGAACUAUUGUCACAUUCACAGUUGAAGUGGCACUCGGCAUGCGACUCGGUAUCGUCCAUUGUAUUUGCAUUAUCAUGCAUAAAUAAACAGUGUGACGUCAAAGAUCGCGCCAAUUGUGAUUGGCUGUCAGAUGUACACUGUGGCAGAAGUAUCCUGCAGAAAAAAAUUUCGCUUCCCGCUGCACCAGCAGACGAGGUGGUGUGGGAUUUGGGAACAGGAACGGUUCCCGAACGCGUUCUCGCGUGUUCGACUCCUUCGAGAACACCGUUCUUCAUGUUCUUGGUUCGAGAACGUGGAGUCGAAUACACCCCGAGGUGAAGGCAGUAAAAACUGUCAUGGCUGCGCCCAUGAAAAUGAAAUUUUAGAUUUUAUCAAUUUUGAAUAAUCUUGAAACCAUGUUGCUGAAGCUUAAAAAAUAUGCCCAUGUAUGUAGUAGAGACUCUUCAAAGAGGCUUUUCCAAUACAUCAACCAUUAUGCAAAAAGGACUUACGUGGAUCUCAAGGCUGUGAACAUUCAAAAUAGUCUAUACCCUACAGACAAAUUAACAAAUGUGACCACAAAGAUUAUAUCAAAGAUUGGAAAAGACUUACAUAACAGAAAGUCUCAUCCGCUGAACCUUAUCCGUUUGCAAAUACAAAAUUAUUUCUACAAAAGCUUUGCAAACCGCUCAGGAAAUCCUCUUUUUGCUGUCUUUGACAAUCUGAAUCCGGUUGUGACAGUCCAACAGAACUUCGACAGUUUGUUAGUGCCAAAAGAUCAUGUCAGUCGUUCUGCCUCUGAUACUUAUUAUGUAAACUCCGAAACACUUCUUCGGGCUCAUACGUCUGCUCAUCAGGCUGAUUUAGUAAGGUCCGGCUUGGAUGCCUUCCUUGUUGUUGGAGAUGUAUAUCGACGUGAUGCGAUCGACAGCUCACAUUACCCAGUCUUCCAUCAGAUGGAGGGUGUGCGACUUUUGACUGACUAUGAGUUGUUCAAAAACGUCACAAAUGGAGAUAUCUUGUCACUCUUUGAAGAUGGUUCUCGCACACCCAAAAAGCAGGAGAGACACACCUUGGAAGCGGCCAUUCUUGUUGAGCAUGAAUUGAAACAAAGUCUGCUUGGGAUGGCACAUGCUCUUUUUGGAAAAGAUGUUGAAUCCCGUUGGGUGGAUGCCUACUUCCCGUUUACUCAUCCUUCAUAUGAAUUAGAAAUUAAAUAUCAAGACAAAUGGAUGGAAGUGCUCGGCUGUGGUAUCAUGGAGCAGCAGCUUCUGGAUGCUGCUGGAGCCAAAUCAAGUAUUGGCUGGGCAUUUGGUCUGGGUCUAGAAAGAUUGGCAAUGAAGCUCUAUGAUAUACCAGAUAUUCGUUUGUUCUGGAGUGACGAUUCAGGAUUUCUCUCUCAGUUUGAUGUCAAAGAUCCUAGUAAACGAAUUAAAUAUAAGCCAAUCAGCAUGUUCCCCCAGUGCACCAAUGAUAUGGCAUUCUGGAUCCCGGAGCACUUCACCUCAAAUGAUUUUUACGAUUUAGUGCGGACGGUCGGUGGUGAUGUGGUGGAGCAAGUGUCACUUGCUGAUGAAUUUUUCCAUCCAAAAAAAAAACAAACAAGCCAUUGCUAUCGAAUUGUUUAUCGUCAUAUGGAAAAGACGUUUACUCAAGAAGAAGUGAAUGAAAUUCAUAGCCAAAUUGAAGACGCUGCCAUGAAGGAGCUUGGCGUUCAAAUUAGAACCAAAUAACGAUAAUAAUGAUUUAUUGAUUGAGGUGUAGUGAAAGUAUUGCAUUGGUAAAUUUACAUAUACAAAAAUAAACCACUGUUAAUUUUUA
Molecule: messenger RNA, 1868 nt
Organism: Lineus longissimus
Lineage: Eukaryota; Metazoa; Nemertea; Pilidiophora; Heteronemertea; Lineidae
Product: phenylalanine--tRNA ligase, mitochondrial-like
Exons: 5
Coding region: 464-1780 (438 amino acids)
Biological process (GO): phenylalanyl-tRNA aminoacylation
Cellular component (GO): mitochondrion; cytoplasm
Molecular function (GO): tRNA binding; ATP binding; phenylalanine-tRNA ligase activity
Source: RefSeq, a predicted model, not a curated record